Molecule: messenger RNA, 732 nt
Organism: Acaulospora morrowiae
Lineage: Eukaryota; Fungi; Glomeromycota; Glomeromycetes; Diversisporales; Acaulosporaceae
Source: the annotation of a GenBank genome assembly
AUGCAGAUGGAUGAAAACGAAAGAUUGUUUCAAUGGGCCAUUACUGAAUACGAAUUGAACAAUAUCCCUAUAAGAAACUUAAAAAAUAAGAAGAGGAUAGGAAGAGGAUCUUUCGGUAACGUGUAUAGAUGCAAUAUUGACGGAGAUUCCAGAAGUGUGGCAAUAAAAGAAAUGUCCGUCGAUGAAGAUAGUGACACAUCUAUUAAAUCCUUCCUUAAUGAGUUAAAAUUACAUAGCAGGGCCAAAAACCAUCGUAUUAUUGAGUUAUUUGGGAUGAGCUAUGAUAAAGAUGAAGAUUUAUGCUACCUUGUGAUGGAACUCGCUGAUUGGAAUUUGAGAAAGUAUUUAACAAACAAAAAAGACGAACUUCAAUGGGAUGAAAAAAUAGAACUCGCAAUCCAAUUAACAGAAGGGGUGUCUUAUAUUCAUAAUGUGAUGAAUGUAGCACAUCGUGAUUUGAAUGUACGGGAAGCCCCUGUUAUUGGAACACCUUUAUCCUUUAUUCAACUUUAUUCCAAAUGUUGGGAUGCAUCGCCUUUGCCUCGUCCCACUGCGGCUCAGAUUCUUAAUGAACUUAAAUCUUUAUCUCUCGAUCCAAUUUAUAAUGGUGAUAACUUUGUUAAUAACGAGUUGUCAAAUACAAGCGAUAGACACAAUUAUUCCGCGGAUAUUUUUGAAGAAUCUUUUGAUGACAGCAUGAGCAGUGAUUUAGCAAAGUCUGAUAGAAAGUAA